Daphnia pulicaria is the source of this 1584-nucleotide messenger RNA. Its product is annotated as protein fem-1 homolog A-like. Gene Ontology annotation, molecular function: protein binding. The record is from RefSeq and is a predicted model, not a curated record. The transcript has a single exon. NCBI's taxonomy places the organism in Eukaryota, Metazoa, Arthropoda, Branchiopoda, Diplostraca, Daphniidae. The coding region runs from base 1 to 1584 and encodes 527 amino acids.
AUGGGUUCUAAUAGAAAUAUCAGCAACCACUUUUUCGCAGCUGUGAGCAUGGGCUCAGAACUUGAAUUGCGUGAAAUACUGGAGGCGGAAGGACGGGAAAUUACGAUCGAUGCAGCUCAAUCGUACAAUGAACAGGGGGAAACUCCGCUCCUGGUGGCCAUCCACCGCAAACACAUCGGCGUCGUCAAAUUCUUGGUCAGUGAACUGAAAGUCGACAUUGGUCAAAGCGGUAGAUUUGCUUGGAAAGGUCUUGAUCACUCCGCUAAUCCACCGCUAUUCGCGGCCAUCAUUUCCGGCCAAGUUGCCAUCGUCGACUACCUUAUUAGCGUCGAAAAUUUGGAUACACCGUCGAUCCCUAUGAGUUCCAUCAUGUCGAGCUCCAUCAGUCGACAAGAGAAGAUAGACGCGCUUGAACUGAUGGGUUCUGCCUACAUUUUCUACGGAGAAGAGACGGCCCGUGGAUUCGGACUGCCUUGCUGGAUGCAAGCCAUGACUCUUCGUCAGUCGACAACUAGAGGCCAGCCGGAGAUACCCAAGAAUCUCCAUCAUUCGUCAGAACUUGUUCGCAAAGCCAUGGGUGACGCUGUUGAGUUUAAUACGCCCCAGCAGUUGCACCUUUUGACCAACGAACCGCACAACCAGCUCAUUACUCAAGCUAAUAUCGUGAGCAACCGGAUUCUCAAGAAAAUCAGUCCCGGUACUAAUCCCUGUACUUGCACGCAAUUGCUGAAUUAUAGUCGACAUUACUGGACAGAGAAUGAGUACGGUCGUGUCAUUAGCAUUACCAUGCUCAUUUUGGAGUCGUUUGACCUGAGCGACGAGGAUCAGUACUUUGAUGGGAUGAAUGACAUCAUCAACAGCGCACUCACCAUCGUGUCCAACAGUUUGUUGAUGCUGCGGCGAGAGUCGGCAAACACCAGCGGCCAUGAAGAGCUUUCCUUUGCUAAUCUGAUGAAGGUCGUCGAUUUCGCUUUCACACAUUGUCGUUCACGGACGAAUGAGUCAUUUAGAGCCAGAACAAUGGACAGCAUGAACGAAUGGGCACUUUGGCCAGAGAACUACAUCGGCGAUUUGAUCGUUUUACUGCACGACAUGGACUUGAGCCAGCAGGAGAAACAUCUUUUCAGGAAGAGCAUUUUUCGCUUCAUUUCACUUGAUCACAGGAGCUCCUACCAGCGAAAUCUGCUGCACAUGAUUUGCUUGAUGCCAGUUAUCCCGAACGAUGUUAUUCAGCUCUUGCUUGAACUUGGAGCCGACCCCAAUGCGACCGACGAGGAUGGAAAUACGGCGCUUCACUUGCUGGCCAAGAAUCAGUGGACACAUUUCGAUACGAAUGCAGCUCGGAUCCUCAUGGACUUCGGAGGACAUCUCGACCAUGCCAAUAAAUUCGGUACCACCGUAACUGAACGACUCAAAUAUCGGAUGCGCUGUCUGAUCCGCCAGGGAAGUUUCGACGCUAGCUUGCAAGCCCUUAUCAAUCGCGUGCUUCCGCUGAGCUGCUGCAGUGCCCGAGUCAUCCGACAAAAUCAAAUUGACAUUCGAGCGCUUCCGCCCAGUCUGCAGGAAUUUGUCCGCCGACAUUAA